UCUCUGAGCUCCAGUGUCAAUUCCUCACACGUUCUGUUGUGCUCCUCGCCCAGUUUCCUGUGAAUUAGAACAUCCACGUUGAUACAGAUAGGGGACUUUCGGGACUGUCGCCUUAUGUUUCAUAACGUAUAAAUAAAUAGAUUAAACAUUUCAGCAAGUGGGAAUACUUUGAGCGUCCGAAUGUCUGGACAAAACAUCGACCAGUUGCAUCGCUCUACUUUGGGCAUAUAUGCGCAGAGCCUGAUGGAUCAGUUCAACCCAAGUCUACAGAAGCUAGUGUCUUUGGGAAACAGCUACAUGCAGGCUUUCCAAGCCCUCGCGGUAACCAGCGAGGCUUACUUCAGCACCCUUGCUAAGAUAGGGGAGCAGGCCUUCCACACCAUGUCGUCUUGCUUGAUUGGAGAUGUCCUGAUUCAGAUUUCAGAGAACCAGAAGCGACUCACCACUGAACUGGAAGCAAUAUUCCGCUGGUUCCACUCUGAGGUGCUGCAGGAGAUGGACAACAAUGUCAAACUGGAUAAGGACUACAUAGCAGGCAGCAGGAGGCGAUAUGAGAUGGAGGUACGGACCCAGGCCACAUCUUUGGAGAGGCAGCUGAGGGGAGGGGCUUACAAGGAUGAGUACAUUCACUUCCUGAGGGAUAGUCAGCGUGAGGCUCUGAUGGAGGAGGAAAGGAGAUACCGUUUCCUGGCUGAGAAACACUGUGGUCUCACUCAGUCCGUCGUCUAUCUCAUGAACAAGACAGGGGCAGGGGGAGGCCUACAGCAGAUAGCUGACGGAUGGAGAGACCAGGUCAAUGCCACCAGAGGACCUGGAUCCCAGAACCCCUCUCGCCUGGACCAGGACAACACGUUCAGAAUGAGGGAGGAGGAAAGGGGGAGCCAAUGGUCAGGCAAAGAGGAGCAGCCUCUGGGAAGAGUGCCCUCCAGAGUCAGGGCUGGUUCCCAGCUGCCUUUGUGGGGCCACUGGAGGAGGCCCCUAGAUCAACUGGCUCCAGUAGCGCCACCCUUAGGAACGCCCACAGUAUGGACAACCUGCUGGACCAAUCAGGAAGCAGCAGCCACGGCAGACCCCCGCCCCCGCCUCCACCCAAUAGACAGACAGAGAUGCGUCCAAUCACACCCAUCAUGGAGAGAAGGGCAGAAUCUCACUCUGACAACAAGAGAGGAGAGCGCCAUGGUGCACCUGGGCCAAACCUCUUCCCAAAGGGCACUAACCCUUUCGCCACUGUCAAGCUGAAGCCCACAUCCACAGAUGACCGAUCUGCUCCAUGGCUCCGUCGGUGAAGAGGCCACGCCCUGGAGAGGUACUGGGCGUGUUCCAGGUUGACUACAUUUCAGUCGUUGGAUUGCAUCAAACAAUGGUUUCAUGCCACUUUAUUGACUGUGCAGCCGACUGCUAUAUCAUAUGAUUCACUGAUCUGUUAAAUAAAUAUUUAUCCAGGCGGGUCUGAAAUGUAGUCAGCAUGAAACACGCGUCCACUACCAUGCAGCAGGGGUUUUAGGGUUGAUGCCCUAAAACUGCCCCAAACCUUCCCACAUGGAUGAAAACUGUCUUAAAACUGCCCCAAAUUUUCCCUAAGCAGCCCCUAAUACCAAUCUUAGUAGGUUAUUUAUAUCCAUAUUAUGGAGUUUAUCGGAUGACUACAGUGAUAAAGGAAGUUCAGGGGGCAAUGUAAGAUGGGGGGGGGGGGUUAUUGAACAACCAAUUGACCGACGUUGGUUAUUUUAUCAGAAUUCCAUAUAGUUAUUUUUUUGUGAGCCCAACGUGCCGUUUCUGUAAAGAGAAAUCAAAUAAUUCACAAGAGAAAGUAAGUCAAUAACUAUGUGGGAUGCUUGGCUGUAGCAUUAAGCCAAUACUUAAACCUAAUUCAGCAUAUACAUUUGGUAAUUAACUACAAUGUUAGAUACACACAGACCAAACAGACCGCAUGAGAGGAAUGUAGACAACACAAUGACGAGAGAGGUAGAGACAAUACGUGAAAGUGUUCCUUAUCUCCUUUGAAGAACGAGUAAAAUGAUUUCAGCAGACUGCCCUGCAGCAUUAUUAGACAGGCUAGCCUAGCUAAACAGGAUGACAAAAGACAGUACAGUAUGGGGAGCACAGAGAUAAUGUAACGUUAGAUGGUCAGGCUGGCUGGCUGCUACUACUUGAGCAGAGAUGAGGUGAUGACUUUAAGAACUGAAAAAUGAUAAAGUCAUCAGAUAAAACAAAGUAAUGUACACAAUGUGAAAUAUGUUAUUAUUAUCAUAGUAAUUUUCUAUUGAUGUCUACCCAAUGUGGACCUGACAGAGACAAUGGAAUAAUUGUAAUGUUUUGGCAAUUGAAUGUUCACUAUUUUUGGUUUGUAAUUUCCAUUAAAAAGUUUUAAAAUCA
Oncorhynchus masou masou (cherry salmon) is the source of this 2376-nucleotide messenger RNA. RefSeq names its product brain-specific angiogenesis inhibitor 1-associated protein 2-like protein 2. The record is from RefSeq and is a predicted model, not a curated record. Gene Ontology annotation, cellular component: cytosol; nucleoplasm. Bases 181 to 1239 code for a protein of 352 amino acids. Gene Ontology annotation, biological process: positive regulation of actin filament polymerization; actin crosslink formation; plasma membrane organization. The transcript is spliced from 12 exons. NCBI's taxonomy places the organism in Eukaryota, Metazoa, Chordata, Actinopteri, Salmoniformes, Salmonidae.